This is a messenger RNA of Capsella rubella, 1569 nucleotides long. RefSeq names its product probable serine/threonine-protein kinase PBL7. Gene Ontology annotation, molecular function: protein kinase activity; ATP binding. The record is from RefSeq and is a predicted model, not a curated record. Lineage: Eukaryota; Viridiplantae; Streptophyta; Magnoliopsida; Brassicales; Brassicaceae. Gene Ontology annotation, biological process: protein phosphorylation. The transcript has 6 exons. The coding region runs from base 231 to 1433 and encodes 400 amino acids.
UGACAUUCACACACACACACACAAACAUAAAAAUCAAAAACAAGAAAAAAACUAAUUUUCACGAAACCCGAAGCUCUAAGUUAUUCCUCUACUGUUUCAAUCUCAUCUCCUCCAUCUCAUAGACCCUGAGUGGCAAUUUCUAGGGUUUUCACAUUUUUCUUUUCUUUUCCAUUUCUGGAAACUAGUACAAAGGCUUCUUUUCUCGUCUUCUACUUUUGGGGGAGACAGAAAUGGAGACAGACGAAGCAUACCAAAAGAAAGAGCGCGCUGCACUUGUAGCCAUUGUCGUUCUUGCUUGUCUUGCUCUGUCUUCUUUGUUCGUUGCCUUUAGCUACUACUGCUACAUUCGUAACAAAGUUUCUAAGCGUCACAGGAUUAGCAAGAGGUUUGAUUGCGAGGAGAAAGGUGAUUGUCAAAAGCUACAAGAUGUUACUGACAAUGGGCUGCAGAUUUUCACUUUUAAGCAAUUGCAUUCAGCGACUGGUGGGUUUAGCAAGUCUAAUGUGGUUGGGCAUGGUGGCUUUGGGUUGGUUUAUCGUGGUGUGCUUAGCGAUGGGAGAAAAGUUGCUAUCAAGUUCAUGGAUCAUGCAGGGAAGCAAGGGGAAGAAGAAUUCAAGAUGGAGGUUGAGUUACUAAGCCGCCUGCGUUCACCGUACUUGUUGGCACUUCUUGGCUAUUGCUCAGAUAAUAGUCACAAGCUGCUUGUGUAUGAGUUCAUGGCAAAUGGUGGUCUGCAGGAACACCUGUAUCUUAACAACAGAUCUGGUUCUGUCCCACCGAGAUUAGAUUGGGAAACUCGGAUGAGAAUAGCUCUGGAAGCUGCAAAAGGCUUGGAAUAUCUCCAUGAACAAGUAUCACCCCCAGUGAUUCACAGAGACUUUAAGAGCAGCAAUAUUCUGCUGGACAGAAACUUCAAUGCCAAAGUUUCAGAUUUCGGAUUGGCCAAAGUGGGAUCGGAUAAAGCUGGUGGACAUGUAUCAACCCGUGUAUUAGGCACACAAGGAUAUGUAGCUCCUGAGUACGCAUUAACCGGUCACCUGACAACAAAAUCAGAUGUCUAUAGUUAUGGUGUAGUCCUGUUAGAGUUGCUAACUGGUAGAGUUCCAGUAGAUAUGAAGAGAGCUACAGGGGAAGGCGUUCUUGUCUCUUGGGCUUUGCCUCUAUUGGCUGAUAGAGAGAAAGUAGUAGACAUAAUGGAUCCAACACUCGAAGGACAGUACUCGACAAAAGAAGUUGUUCAAGUUGCAGCAAUAGCAGCAAUGUGUGUUCAAGCAGAAGCUGAUUACAGACCAUUAAUGGCAGAUGUGGUGCAGUCACUGGUUCCGUUAGUGAGAAACCGUAGGUCAGCUUCAAAGCUUAGUGGCUGCUCCAGUAGCUUUAGCUUGGCUCGGUCUCCUAAUUCGCCGGGUAAAGCAAGCAUCGGUUCUCAGUAAAUCAGAGAGAAAACAAAAUGUAAGGCUUCUUUUAUGUACCCACUGGAUUUGCUAAAACAGACUCUAAUGUUACACUUUGGGUGACCAAACAUGGGAAUUAAUAAUGAUCAUAUCAAAUAAAGACUUUUUAAAUACA